AUGCGCGCGCACCGCACGCCCGCACGACCCCACCGACCCCCGCCAACCCCCGCCGACCCCUCUCGCACCCCCGCCCCGGGUCUGAUCCGUGCAACACGGCCUGUGAUGGUGUAUCAUAAUCGAGUCAUUUUAAUCGUCGGUCUGUAUGUAAAUCGUAGACAGGGAGCGGAGGCAGCAAAUUUUCCGUUACAUUGUCACGUGAGGUCCGGAAGGCCGAGUCUCUCGUGUUUAUUUUCGGCAGCGGGCGCGGGCCGCCGGUCGCCAUGGCAACGCUCCCCGACCUCUCCCGACGACGCCCGAUCCCUGAAAAACCUGGCCGAUUUGGGGAGAAGUCUUGACGGAUUACCUGAACCCGUGAUGCUAUGCAAGCCUUAA
This is a messenger RNA of Danaus chrysippus (African queen), 375 nucleotides long. The record is from the annotation of a GenBank genome assembly. NCBI's taxonomy places the organism in Eukaryota, Metazoa, Arthropoda, Insecta, Lepidoptera, Nymphalidae.